AAGGAUUAAAUUAUGUUUUUUAUCCAACAAUAAAUAUACUUUUUCGUCUGUUAAAAUGCUUGAAAGUUCCAUCUGGCGUGAAUCGUUGUAAUUUGCCGGUAGAAAAAAUAUUUCUCUUGAAAUACAGAAAUAUACAAAAUUUUUUGCAAAAUCAUGCGAAAACCUAUAUGGGGUCCAAUAAGAUAUCCUGUUGGCAGGAUAAAGCGUUCUUUUCAACCUGAAGAAACAGUACCAAUACUCCCUGAUGAUAUGCCUUUAAAAUUAAAAAAUCGUGUCGCAUCUAAAGGCUCAGCUACUCAAGAGAAGGGUUGUUUUCAAGAAAUUGUCGUCGCUAUUACAUGUUUAUCAGCAAAUAAUUUCGAAAAUAAAGAAUGUCUGAAAGAAAUUAAAGAUUAUCAAGACUGUUUUAAGCUGCAUUUAGCUAAUAAAGCUAAAACAAAGGAAGAAAUUAAAUCAGGCAAGUUAAUCCCUGGAUCUAAGCAUCUUAAAUUUAACCAAUUAAACCAAUUAUUAUCUCGAUAUCCUCAACAGUGAAAAACAGUAAUUAUG
Messenger RNA from Chelonus insularis, 549 nucleotides. RefSeq lists its product as uncharacterized. Lineage: Eukaryota; Metazoa; Arthropoda; Insecta; Hymenoptera; Braconidae. The record is from RefSeq and is a predicted model, not a curated record. The transcript has 3 exons. Gene Ontology annotation, molecular function: RNA binding. Gene Ontology annotation, biological process: mitochondrial translation. The coding region runs from base 154 to 534 and encodes 126 amino acids. Gene Ontology annotation, cellular component: mitochondrion; nucleoplasm; mitochondrial ribosome.